UUAAGAUAUCUGUUGUACAAUUAUCUAGCUAGCUUACUUGAGCAAUGGAUAAUAAUUUUAUCGGUAUUUGAGUCGUGUUUCAUUAAAAUAAUAUUGAAAUUCGUUAACUUUGUGCGAGGAUCAUCAUUAAACACAUUCACAACGAUGGACAAAAGAAAAUUAUCCACUGCAGGAGACAGUCUGUACCAAAUAUUACAACUUCCCAAAACUGCAACGCCAGAAGACGUGAAGAAAAGCUAUCGUAAAUUAGCUCUAAAAUAUCACCCUGAUAAAAACCCCAACAAUCCUGAUGCAGCUGACAAGUUUAAAGAAGUAAAUCGUGCUCACACAAUACUCAGUGACACGACGAAGAGAAAUAUUUACGACAAUUAUGGAUCACUUGGACUUUACAUUGCGGAACAAUUCGGAGAGGAAAACGUCAACGCCUAUUUUGUUGUGACAAGCACCUGGUGUAAAGCUUUGGUCGUGGUGUGCGGUAUUUUGACAGGAUGUUACUUCUGUUGCUGCUUAUGCUGCUGCUGUAACUGCUGCUGCGGCAAAUGCAAACCGCGUCCUCCCGAAGAGUCCGGAGAUUACCACACGCUCGAGAGAGAUGACUCCGACGGCGUACAGGCAGUCACCGUGCAGCCGGGAGGCGAAGGGCGCCCCGCCGGCGAGCAGGCGCCGCCCAUCGCCAUGCCGGCGCCCCCGCCGAACGUGGCCUCCGCCGCUUCCGAAAACACCGGCCUCAACACAGGAAGCAGUAUUCCCAAAUACACAUGAAGUGAUCACAAGUAGUGUAAUAAUAAUAAGAGAAAUGAAGAACUGACUUCUAAAAUCCAUCACAACACACUUUACAAAUGUAAGCCUAAUAUUAAUUUUGUUUUAUAUGUAUUUUUUAUAUUAUGAAAUAUUUUUGCUAUCAUUUUUUAUUAGUGGUAACACUACAUGAUUAAAGUUUGCCCUGU
Papilio machaon (common yellow swallowtail) is the source of this 947-nucleotide messenger RNA. RefSeq names its product dnaJ homolog subfamily C member 5 (gene Csp). Gene Ontology annotation, cellular component: type Is terminal bouton. Gene Ontology annotation, biological process: regulation of neuromuscular synaptic transmission. Lineage: Eukaryota; Metazoa; Arthropoda; Insecta; Lepidoptera; Papilionidae. Bases 145 to 762 code for a protein of 205 amino acids. The record is from RefSeq and is a predicted model, not a curated record. The transcript is spliced from 2 exons.